AUGAUCAAGGUACCACGGAACGUCUGGUCAGUAGGCAAAACAGAACGUGAGAGUAUUGAAGAAGACACACAAUUGUCGGUCUUUAAGCGGAUAUCCCGGAUAUUGAUAUUACGAGAUCACUCUCAUAUUGCUAUUUCGUUCCACGAGCCAAAAUUUUGUUCUAAAGCAGCAUGGGAUCCAAACGCAACAGUGUUUGCUUCUUGUGGCGUAAUUGGCACACGUCCACAUCAUGUAUUUGUGGACAUUGAUGACACAGUUUAUAUAACAGUAUUAGACAUGAAUGUUGUCCAAGUAUGGCCAGCAGACAGUGAUAAUAUCACAAGAGUAGUUUCUGGUAACCUCAAUUCACCGGCUACUACUUUUGUUACAGCCAAUGGUGAUAUUUAUGUCGAUAAUGGAAAUAAUGGUCAAGUUGAUAAAUGGACUUUAAAUGCAACUGAGGGUAAAUCAGUAUUUGAUGUUUUAGGACAAUGUAUAGGACUUUUCAUUGAUGUCAAUAAUACUAUCUAUUGCUCUAUGGAUAUUCAACAUUUAAUCAUGGCAAAGUCAUUAGACGACAACUCAAACAAAUCGAUGAUUGUCGCUGGUAACGGAACAGUAGGAUCAGAAUCGAAUAGCCUUAAUAUGCCAAAUGGGAUUUUUGUGGACAAGAAUUUAUAUUUAUAUGUAGCCGAUUGGGGAAAUAAUAGAGUGCAAAGAUUUCCAUCGGGACAAUUGGAAGCAACAACGGUGGCAGGCAAUGGAGCUCCAGGAACAGUUUCACUUGCCGGCCCAAUAGCAGUUGUUCUCGAUGGCGAUGGUUAUCUCUUCAUUGUUGAAUGGUAUACAGCUCGUGUUGUUGCAUCUGGACCACACGGUUUUCGAUGCAUCGUUGGUUGUACUGGUACAAUUGGAUCGACUGCAUAUACUUUAGCAUAUCCUCGAAGCAUAAGUUUUGACAGUUAUGGGAAUCUAUACGUUUUGGACAAUGGUAAUUGUCGGGUUCAGAAAUUUAUGUUUUUAAAUAAUUCGUGCGAUCCAUCGUCGACGCCAGCAACGCUUACAAUACCGACUGUAGAUGUAUUUGAAACGUCAUUUAAUCGACCACAAUUUUGCUCGGGUGCAUUGUGGAAUCCCAAUGGCACAACGUUUGUUGAUAACAAUACGAUUGGGUCAGAACUUGGCGGAAUUUUCGUUGAUACCAAUGAUUCUAUUUACCUGGUAAUGAGAAAUAUCAAUGCAAUUCGAAUAUGGUAUAAUGGAGACACGAAUAGCGCAAGAACAAUUCCUUCUAAUUCCACAGGAAUGCUAAAUAUUUUCGUAACUAUAAAUGGUGAUAUUUAUACUAGUAAUCUCUUUAAUGGUAAUAUUACUCGGUGGACGAUGAAUGCUACUGAAAAUACGAUUGAUGCUGUUGCUUUUCAAUCAUGUAUAGCAAUUUUCAUUUCUCUAAAUAACUACCUUUACUGUUCCAUGUUCGAUACUCAUCAAGUAAUAAAAACCUCACUUAACAAUGCAAAUUCUUCGUCUGCAUGGGCUGUUGUCGCCGGUAAUGCAACUGCAGGAUCUGCACCAAAUACACUUUGUCUACCAAAAGGCAUCUUUGUUGACACAAGUUUGAAUUUGUACGUAGCUGAUUGGUCAAACAACCGUAUUCAAAAAUUUCGUUAUGGGCAAUUGGAUGGAAUAACUUUAGCAGGAACAGGUGCGCCAAAUACGAUUCAACUCACGGGUCCAUCGGAUGUUAUUGUUGAUAGUAAUAAUUAUCUUUUUAUUGUUGAUUGGGGUGGCCAUCGAAUCGUAAAAUCUGGACCGGAUGGUUUUGGAUGCCUGUUAGGAUGCACUGGUACAGUUGGACGAGCAUCAGAUCAGCUGUAUUAUCCAUCUUGGCUUGCAUUUGAUCAUUUUGGUAAUAUCUAUGUUACCGAUGAUGGUAAUACUAGAAUUCAAAAAUUCACUUUGAUUUAUAACAAUUGUAGUCAAACAACGACAAAUGAAGUCGUCACAACUUAUGCAGAAACAUCUACAUAUUCUACUGAUCCUAUUUCCGAAACCAGUUCGUUUGUUGACAAUGAAACUACUACACCAGAGUCGAUACGACCUACCUCUAUAACUGAAGGAGAUUCUUUUUCUACAGACGUAAGUUCCACUGGAUAUGUCGAAGAUACGGUAGAAACCACUACCGAUGAAAUUUCAACUAUAAACCUCAACUACACAACUGAAGCACUAGAAGUACCGACAGAUACUAUGCAGUAUAGUGAAACAACAGUAUUGAAUUCAAUCGAAAUCUCUACGGACGGAAGUUCAAUCGUAAGUAUAGAUAAUACAACUGAAGGAUUACAAGCAUCAACACAAGAACAAUCAAAAUUUAGUGCGAUAGAAACUUCUACAAUCGAUGAAAAUUACUUCUCUACGGAUGAGCAUUUUACGACCAGUACUGAUAAGAGUGCUGAAGGCCUGUUCUCCACAGUACAAUAUACCGAAACUUCCAUAGACGAAAGCUCGCCCAUAAAUAUCAAUAAUACAACUACAACAGUACAAACAUCAAUCGAAGAAGUGUCGACAGGUACUCAACAGUAUAUUAUGACGGCACCAUUGGAUACUGUUCAACCAUCUACAAGAACUCCAGAGCUCGAAAAUACUUCGCCAAUCAUACCGGGUAAUUAUCCAACCUAUAGUUGUACAAAUACGUCACUCUUGACACCAGCGCAAUAUCGCCGGAGUGAUAAUAUUCUGAUCAAUCACAUCAUUAAUAAUAAUUGUACACCGUUACAUUCAUAUUUUAAACGAUGGAUUGUAACUAAUUGUACUUCAUCAUGUGAAUUUCAAGUUAAUAUCAAUUAUUUAUUAAAUAUAACAACAAAUCAAAUUUUGAUUCCUGCACGAACUCUUCCCUAUGGCGUUUAUCGAUUGAAAUUAGUUCUAACAAUGAGAAAUUCAACGGCAACAAUCAUAGCUUCGUCAUCCGUAUACAUUGCAAUUAUUCCAGCAACUAUUAUUGUCAAUCUCGUUCAAUAUGGUACUUCUGUGAUAACCAGUAGUUAUGAAAAUGAUUUAAUCUUAGAUCCAGGAAAAUAUUCAAUCAAUCCAGAUUCAGAUAUAUUUGAUACAACUAAUUGGAACUACACAUACUAUUGUCAAACAGAUGAUACGGAUAAUAUGAUCAUUGAUGGCGCAUUAAUUCCAUUUGAAGAGCCAAAUCAUCCAUGCUUUUUAAAUAAAUCAAAUAACAGUAGAGGAUGGAGUUACAGUUCGUUGGAUGUUCCACAAUCAGCAGUAAUUAUAUCUGCUGGUUCACUUCUUAGUAAUAGAACAUAUCGAUUUCUUGUGAAUAUGGUCCAUCAUGAAAAUUCUCAUGUACAAGCCAAUGGUUAUGUAUCAGUCAAUGUGGAAAACGUUAAACUUCCGAUGAUUGCGGUCGCCUGUGUUAUUCAAACGAUGUGUUCAGCAAGUCUUCAAUAUCAAUAUAUCAAUCCCACGACGCAAAUAGCGCUAUUCUCUGUUUGUGUAGGAAAUUGCACCUUGUUAACAAACAUAGCAUGGAAUAUUUAUCAAGGAUCGAUAAAUUUUUCGACGAAUAUCGUCACAUGGGUUCGAUUGAGCUUAUUUUUCAAUAAUAGUCAAUUGUUUGGCACGAAUACGAGAAAUUUAACAGUAGCAAAUCAACUAUUUUCUCAAUAUACGAAUGGAUCUUAUUGGCGUUUUGAAGUUGUUUAUACAUUCAACAAUAAGCCAAGUUUAGGUGCCUUAGAUUUUGUUAUGAAUCAACCACCACGAUCUGGUUCUUGCUCAAUCAAUCCUCCAAACGGAACAACAAUAACUUUAUUCCAAAUUACUUGUUCAAAUUGGUUCGACGAAAACGGUAUCAAAGAUUAUUCAUUCUACGCCUACACAACUGAUUCUACAAAACAAAUUAUGCUUGGUUUUACUAACACACCAAGUUUUCAAGUGCAAUUACCAUCGAGCAUUACAAAUUCAUCCAUUGUGAAUAUCAUUGUCACUAUAAAAGACGGAUUGAAUGCGAUAACACACGUACAGUUGCAGCCUGUGGUCGUUUAUCUUGAUUGGACCGAAAUAAAUACGUUUAUCGAUAUGAUUGAACAUUCAAAUUUCCAAUCGACUAAUCCAAAUUCAAUAGCACACCUUCUGGCAAACGGAGAUGCAAAUAGUUUGACACAGAUUGUAACUGUAAUAUCAGAAUUUUUGAAUGAGAUGAACGAAAAACAAACUGAGAAUGCAGUCAAAAACGGAGUUCCUUUCACAAGUAUAUCCGUAUCAUUUUCAAAUGUAAUUGAUCAAUUUCUCUCUUCAACUACGUUGAACGUAUCAACAUUGAAAAUCUUUACUGAUUAUCUAAAUCAACAUGCUGUUGUACGUGAUUAUUUGAUCACGUACAUAACAAAUCUGCCAAUGACAACUUGGAAUAAUAUUGCAUUACAAUCAUCCGCUCUAUCACAACUAACAAAUGCACCAAACGAGUUAACUCGAACAACUUCGAUCUUAGCAUCAACUAAAUGUUACCAAUUAUCAAUCGCUUUACAAUCAAUGGCUGAUCAAAUUUCAUACGAAGAGCUGCAAAAAGCUGCGCAAUCGAUUGUCCAAUGUGCUGCUAACGUUUACACCGCAAUCAAUGAACCUUUACAAGAUCGAGGAAUUAUUCUGGAUCUUGAUUUUAAUCGAGCAAAUAUGCUUCCUGAUGACUACGAUACUGAUCUGGAAUCAGUCUGGUCUAAUCUAAAAUUGUUUGCGAUCGGAGAUGAUUAUUCUUGGAAUACGAUUCAACAAGAAAGAAAUCGUUAUUAUCAAAAGCAAACGGCUAAUACAAUCAAUCAUCAAUUGACUGAGAUAAUUUCUUCCAUAACAGCUGCAUUUCAAAUACAUUUAAAUAUCGAACAAAAAAUAGUUCUAAACACAACAUCAAUGUUCUUUUCAUUAGAAAAAUUAUCACUUCAAUCGCUUCCAAAUAAACUCCUUCUAUUGAUCGGAAAUGGUCGAAUCAAACUUCCAGCUAAUUUAAAUCUAAUCGAAAAUUCCCCAGAUAUCGUUCUGCUUCGAUCUAUCAUGUUACCACUUGCACCAAAAGGAAAUUCUCCUCCCUCACCCUAUACUAAUCUGUCGACAUUAAUUUCAUUAUCCGUGAUUGAUUUAAAUAACAAUGAGAUACAUUUAUCUACUAAAAUGAAUGAUUCUAUUGAAUAUCUUAUUCCUCGUGAUGUCAAUGCACAAUUCUCCUCGAUAAUCUUACAAAAUGUAACAGCGAUGAGUAACUUCAAUCGAACAUUCAAUUUGCAUUAUAUGAAUUUGACACGAAUGAAUAAUUUAAGCAUCUCUUUGCAUAUCGAAAUGUAUCCAAUCGAUAUUCAACUUGCUUACAUGUUUAUUUAUAAAUUUGAUGAUACACCACAAUUAAAUCGAUUUGAUGGAAGAUCGUUGUUUUGUCCAUCAGAUUUGAUGAAUGAUAGUUUUUAUACAUAUUUUAUCGACAAUGAAUAUGUAUCAUGGCAUCAAUCGAUUAUAUUUGGUUUUCGACAAUUGAAUUCCAUGGAAAUUGAUGCACUCUGUUCGAAUAUUUCUAUGCAAUCAGAUCUUUCCAUGAUUAGUUUUAACAAUUCAUUCAAUUUUUCAUCGAAUUACAAAUUACGCCUCUAUACAUCCGGCUGCUAUUAUCUCGAUUCGAAUUACAAUUGGCUAUCCGAUGGUUUAAUUGUUGGUUCAUUGACUAAUCUCGUUCAAACCCAAUGCUUUUCGACACGUGCUGAAACACUUGCUGGUGCUUUACAUUUAUUACCGUCACCGAUUGAUUGGAGUUACGUAUUUGCUCAUGCAAGUUUCUCGCAAAAUAAAACGAUUUAUGUAACAAUCACCAGUGUUUUAUUUAUUUAUUUCGUAUUAAUUGUUUAUGCUCGAGCUCAUGAUAAAUAUGAUCUUAAACAGUUGGAAGUAUCGAUUUUAGCAAGUAAAGCCGAAAUGAAUGGUUAUGCUUAUCAAAUCAUUGUUUUUACUGGUUUCCGUGUAAAUGCAAAUACUGAAUCGAAAGUUCAUUUUGUCAUGGUUGGAAAAAAUGAUAAAACAAGCAUUCGAACAUUUUCCAGUUCACAUCGAAAGAUAUUUCAGCGUGGAGGAAUCGAUUCCUUUAUUAUCACUACUCCCAAAUCAUUGGGAUCGUUAGAAUAUAUUCAUAUCUGGCACGAUAAUAGUGGUCAAGGUUCAGCCGCUUCAUGGUUUUUGAAGCAUAUCAUCGUACGAGAUUUACAAACAAUGAAAGAGUUCUGUUUUAUUUGUCAACGAUGGUUAGCAGUUGAACAUGAUAAUGGAGUGAUCGAACGUCUUUUAUCAGUUGCAAGUGAAAACGAAAAACAUAAUUAUUCGAAUAUCUUAUCGAAAAAAGUCUAUGAAAAUCUGUCCGAUCGUCAUUUAUGGUUUUCAAUAUUUAGUCGCUUAAAAUCAAAGAAAUUUACACGUGUUCAACGAUGUACAUGUUGCUUUGUUCUUUUUUUCAUCACAAUGCUAUUUAAUAUUCUAUACUACGGAAAAACAAAUCAAUCGGAACAUAUCAAAUACAAUAUAAGUAUCACCAUAGGUCCAUUUUACAUCUCCUUACAACAGAUCAUCGUUGGUAUGAUAAUGGAGGUAUUUUCCUUGAUUCCGAGUGUUUUCCUCGUUCAAUUCUUUCGCCGCAUAAGAUCGAAAGGAGAGAAUCGAAAAGCUCGAGAAAUAACUUUUCCCUGGUGGUGUACUUAUUUCGCAUAUGGCCUAUCGUUUCUUUUUAUUGGCACAUCACUUUUAUUUAUUCUUGUUCGAAGUAUUGAAUUAGGUGAUUUACAAGUACAGAAAUGGUUAACAUCAAUUCUUGCUGGUUUUAUCUCAUCUGCUUGUUUAACUCAACCUAUUCAAAUAUUGAUUAUUACGAUUUUUACAAUAAUUUGCUUCAGAAAAGAAGAUAAUCAGAGACAAUCAAUUGAUGAUUAUAUUUUGAAUCGAAAUGAAGAAUAUAUUCAAAUGAUUGAAGAUCAUUCGUUAUUUUAUUUGAAAAUUCAUCGCUUGAAUAAAGCGGAAACAGCUCUAGCUCGUCAUCAACGUUUUCGACAAAUACGUAUCCGAGCCAUCAUUGAAGAAAUCGGUCUCUAUCUUAUUUAUCUUGGAACUAUCUACUUUCUCGCAUAUUACAAUUAUAAUACAAACGUAUUCUUACAAGUAAAUCAUCUACGACAUUUCUUUUUGAAUCCAAAUUCACCAAUGAAUGAUUAUACAAACAUUAUGACAAUCAGUGAGUAUUGGUCGUGGUUAGAGAACAGCUUUGUUGAAAAUAUUCGUGCACAACAAUGGUAUAAUGGAGAUGCUCCAAGAAACUUAAGUGGAUUUAUUGAUGAUAAAUCCAAUCGAUUGAUUGGAUGGGCAACAAUGAGACAAUUACGUGUUAGAGCAGAUCUGUGUCAUGUACAUCCAGUUUCUAAAUCAUUGAAUUUAACGUGUGAAGUUGAUUAUAGUUAUUCGAAUGAAGAACAACGUUCGUUUGGACUAAAAUGGAUGAAUUCAACUUUAACUAAUUACAGUUCAUCGAUACUGAAUGCAUUUAGAUAUAGAUCAAGUCAAGAAUUGGAUACAUAUACCUAUGUGGGUGAUCAUGGAACUUAUAAUACUGGUGGAUUUGUCUACGAAUUUCGAGGUUGUCUUUCUGAACUUCGUUCAAAUCUUUCACUUCUUCGUCAAUUCAAAUGGAUAGAUCAAUACACACGAGCUAUUCUUAUUCAAAUGAGUUUAUAUAAUCCUAACAUCCAAAUGUUCACAUCCGUUAGUUUUCUUUUGGAAUUAUUACCCGCUGGAGGAGUAUCCCCAUCGACUCGCUUCGAACCUUUCUAUGUUCAAGGUUUAACAUCAAUUGUUUAUCUGAUAAUCAUCGUCAUACAUGUUUUAUUUUUAAUCUAUUAUAUAAUUAAAGAGUUUCAAGAUAUUCAUCACUUGAAAAUAGGUUAUAUCUGUCGAAUUUGGUCAUUUAUUAGACUUGGGAUUAUCAUCUGUUCUUGGAUUGGUAUGGCAAUCUAUCUAUGGCGAUAUGUUGAAAUCAAACGAGUUACCAAUCUUUUUCAUGAUACAAAUGGCUAUUUGUACAUCAAUCUUCAACUUAUCGCUUAUAUCAAUGAUAUAUUCAAUAUAAUUAUUGGUUUUUGUUGUUUUUUUGGUACGAUAAAGCUUCUUCAUUUAUGUCGAUUUAGUUCACGUUUAUCUGUUUUUAAUGAUACGUUGUCAAGUGCAAAGAACGAUCUGAUUCAAUUUAUGUUUAUGUUUUCAUUUAUAUUUCUUAGUUUCAUGAUUUUGUUCUAUGAAUUAUUCAUAUCCAAAAUACUCUCCUGUUCCAAUCUGAUCCAUACAGCAGUGAUGCUUUUCGAAAUGAUAUUAUUAAAGUUUGAUGUUCAUGACUUAUAUCAAGCUGAUCAAAUACUCGGGCCGAUUUGCUUUAUUUUAUUUAUUAUAUUCGUUGUAUUCAUUUGUAUAAAUAUGUUCAUAUCGAUCAUAGUAGAUCAUUUUCGACGCGUUCAGAAGAAAGCGAAGUCAAGUCAAAACGAAGAUCAAGAAGCAUUUAAUUAUAUGGUAAAGAAAGUUAUAUGUUGGUUAGGAUUUAUCAAACCGAAUCAAUUCGAUUGUCAAGAUGAAAAAGACGAAGCCGUGCGACUGGAAUAUUACGAUACAUUUCAAUAUUUUCCAAUAGUCACUGAUCGACUAAUGGAAAUACUCUAUCGAAUGCGCUGA
Molecule: messenger RNA, 8727 nt
Organism: Adineta ricciae
Lineage: Eukaryota; Metazoa; Rotifera; Eurotatoria; Adinetida; Adinetidae
Source: the annotation of a GenBank genome assembly